AUGGCGAUGGCUGAGAAGAAAAACGAGUACCCUCCGAGUGUGGAGGCGGACAGGAGACUGCUUCCCUUCGACACCUGGGAAGAAUACUUGGAUUCCCUGAUUGAAAUUGCUGAUCUCAGAAACCUUCGUAGUAUCGUUUCGGCUCGGACUAUUGCUGCACUUGGCUAUAGGGCAAAUGGCGACACUCUUAGCGAAAAAGAGUUCUACACGCGUCGAGCAGUAAUCUAUAAUGUAGUUUACCCGUCUCCUAAAGCGUACACGCUGGUCAGUGAGGGGGCUGACUUGGAUGACGCAUUCACCAGGGAACUAGCCGUGAGGGAGCGUGCCAACAGAGUCGAGAUACUACAGACAAUAAUAUUCAUUCGGCACUUCACAAAAGGUGGUUUCGAAAUCUCUGGCUACAUCGAUUACGCUCAUAGAUUACUCUCUGAGAACUGGGCGCCUUUCUUCAAAGGAAAGAAGCAGUUAUGGCCCACAGAGAAUGAUUUGGGGUAUUACCAUUGGCGACAUGGCACUGUCAGGAGUAAUAUGAGUAGAAAUUAUAAACCUCUUAUGGAUCCAGAAAAAGGGCUUUUAUUCCAAAAUCGUCAUGACCAUAAAAUUAUAUGCCCCGACCCGGAACAAGAUCCUGGACAAAACACAAUGAAAAUAAGGCUCUAUUCCCCCAAAUACACUCAAAUAGAGGUCUAUGACCACGUCGUGAGAAGAAAGAGCUAAUUAAACCUGA
This is a messenger RNA of Amyelois transitella, 727 nucleotides long. RefSeq names its product cilia- and flagella-associated protein 299. Bases 1 to 717 code for a protein of 238 amino acids. The transcript is spliced from 4 exons. Lineage: Eukaryota; Metazoa; Arthropoda; Insecta; Lepidoptera; Pyralidae. The record is from RefSeq and is a predicted model, not a curated record.